AUGGGAAAGGAGUGUACAGAACUUGCUUGCAAGAUCUGUCGGGUUACAGGCCACGAGACCAAGGACUGUCCUAGGCCCAAAGCCUGCAACCUCUGCGGAUUGCCAGAGCACACCUUCAGGCACUGCCCCCAAAGGACCCGGACCUAUGCUGGAGCCCUGAUCCAGGGUAAACCAGCCUCCAGCUCUGGGAAGAAGCCGACCGAAAGCAAACCAAAAGAGCCUCGGAAGGCCACAGGUAAGUAUACCCCUGCCCCAGCCCCUGCCCCUGUCCUUGUCCUUGCCCCUGUCCCCGUCCCUGUCCCUGUCCCCGUCCCCUCCUCUGGCACACCCCCACCCACCCCCUCUGGCUCAGAGGAGACCCUUCCUGCCCCACCGCCCACCCCAGACCUGUCCUCCAUGGAGGACUUCCCCGCCCUCCCCCCUUCCACCCCUGCCAGUGGCCAAACAGGAGGCCGGAAACGGAAGCCUGUGAGCCCAUUGGCAGAACAACCCGCCACCUCCACCAAACGGCCCAACGGGGUCCAGCACGAAAGCGCUGGACCAGGGCAAGUAGUGGAGGACCUGGAGUCUGCAGGUGAGGAAGGCGAGGAGGAGAAUAUGGCCGACUAUGUGCCUAUCCCCACCGCCAACUUCAGUGAGACAGUUGAGGAAGUCCUGGAGGAACUGGGCAUAACCCAGAACCCAGAACAGGCAGCUGUGGAGAUGGAGGAGCCACCCGCCCCCUUCGGGGAGGUACAGUCAUCUGACCUCUCAGUGGACCCUCGGUCCCUCCUACUGGUCCGGGGGUGGCAAUUGCAGGAAUGCAGGGGUAGCCAUUCUUAUCAGGGGGGACGCUUCACGGUUGACUCCAUCCAUGAGCUUGUCUGUGGCCGUCUUUUGGUCAUAGACGGCUCGUGGGCGGGAGAGCCAAUUAGGCUCAUCAACGUGUACGCCCCCCCAGAUACGAAUGCGCGCCUGGAACUUUUCCAGACCCUGCGCAUGCAACUUGUCACCACCAGAGCAGUAGUGAUCGGCGGUGAUUUUAACUGUCCGAUAGAGGAGAAUGGCCGCAGUUCUAGCAUAUACGCAAAACUUGAUGCUACUUCUAAACUGCUCAAGGAGAUGAUCUCGGAGGCAUCCCUACGGGACGCCGUGGGAUCCAUAGGGCAAGGUACCGUGAAUUAUUCAUGGUGCCGACCCGAUGGAUCUGUGCGUUCCAGGAUUGACUUCGUGCUCACUUCAAGAGCAGUCAAGCAUCGUGAGUUCUUCAUGAUCCCCUGCUUUUUCUCUGACCACAGGGCCAUUCACUUUCGGGGUGAACUGGGCGAGAGCUUUGCUCACGGACCAGGUUCCUGGAAGCUGAAUACCACCCUGCUGGAAAAUGAGGAAUUGAUGGGGGAACUCCGGGAGGCCUAUGCCUCUUGGACGGAGGAAAAGAGAUUCUUCGGAAUGGUAAGUGAUUGGUGGGAGGUUGUGAAAGUUAAGCUGCGCAGCUUCUUUCAGGCAAGGGGACGACAGCAAGUGUGUGCAAGGAAGAAGGAACUCAGGAGACUGCAACGUGAGUUGCAGUCCCUGCAGGACCUUCACCACUGCGGCUGGGACGUUAGGCAGGACCUGGAGGACACCAAGAAGAGCCUGAAAGGGUACUUUGAGGAAGAAUCCAGGCACAUUGUCUUCCGUGCCAAGGUGGAGAAUCUUGAGAAAGGUGAGAAGUGUAACUCUUUCUUUUUCAGGAAACUCCAUUCAGGACACACUCCCUUGUCUGAACUGCGUGACGAGACCGGAACUCUCCAGAAGGGGAAGGAGGCUGUAAUGCAAGUAGUUGAAGACUACUACACCAACCUCUACUCCCCGAAAGAAACGGACUCGGAGGCAGCCGACAGGUUCCUGUCAGAGCUAUUCGCCCAAAGCAUCAGACGGAACCCAGAGAUCAGAGGGAUUACCGCACCAGGACCGGAAAGACGGGAGGUCAAGUGCUCGCUCUACAUGGAUGACGUGACGGUGUUCUGUGCCGACCAGCGCUCCAUCGACACACUCGUCCAGACGUGCGAGGACUUCGGCCAAGCUUCGGGGGCAAAGGUCAACUGCGGGAAGUCGGAAGUCAUGCUCUUCGGAAAGUGGUUCCUGCCUUCUUCUGCACCCAUACCGUUCAGCCUCAAAGCGGAUUUCAUCAAAAUUCUUGGAGUCUGGUUUGGAGCGGAGGGCGCAGCCCUGAAGUCCUGGGAGGAAAGACUGGCUAAGAUGAGACAGAAGUUUGGACUUUGGAGCAACAGAGUACUUACCAUCGAAGGGAAAACACUGGUACUCCGCAGCGAGAUUCUCCCUGUGUUGCAGUACCUCGCCCAGGCCUGGCCCCCCCAGGACAACACCUGCAAGGCCAUCACCAGGGCGGUGUUUCACUUCAUCUGGGGCUCCAAAAUGGACAGAGUAAAGCGGACUGUUAUGUUCAAGGAACCUCUCAAGGGCGGUAAGGGCGUGCCUGACAUCGCCACAUUACUGAGGGUGUUCUUUGCCUGUAACUGCAUCCGCAGGACUUUGGUUGACAGAACUGUGGACUCUGGCGGUAACUCCAUGUCCCGUUUUUUCCUCCUGCCUCUUUGGAAGUCUCUUGGAUGGGACAAAUGGGACAGUUCCAUCCCCUACAACUGGGAUGCUCCAUGGUAUUACUUGGAUACUUUCAAGUUCAUCAAGGAGCUGGGGCUGCAUGGAGUUAAGCCCGACUUGUGGAAGCCAAAAACUAUCUACAAGUUGAUCAGAGCAUCGGACAUCUUGGAGUCGAUUCCAGGCCUCCCUUCAGCCACUUGCAAAGUGGUUUGGAGGAAUGUUUCUUCAAAGAGACUCAUCAACAGGCACAAAGAUCAGGCAUGGAUGGCAAUCCAAGGGGGAUUCCUACUCAGGACAUUCUUGCAUGCCAGAAACCUGUGCAGAUACAGGAUUCGGUCAUCCUUUGUAAUUAUCGUCUUCUGCGACUUCUUGAAAUUAAACUGUUUGGAGCGACCUGUUUAUGUCAGAGGAAUGAAGUGA
This is a messenger RNA of Rana temporaria (common frog), 3003 nucleotides long. RefSeq lists its product as uncharacterized. The transcript is spliced from 4 exons. The record is from RefSeq and is a predicted model, not a curated record. Bases 1 to 3003 code for a protein of 1000 amino acids. Gene Ontology annotation, molecular function: double-stranded DNA binding; catalytic activity; zinc ion binding. NCBI's taxonomy places the organism in Eukaryota, Metazoa, Chordata, Amphibia, Anura, Ranidae. Gene Ontology annotation, biological process: activation of innate immune response.